This is a messenger RNA of Trichobilharzia regenti, 539 nucleotides long. Lineage: Eukaryota; Metazoa; Platyhelminthes; Trematoda; Strigeidida; Schistosomatidae. The record is from the annotation of a GenBank genome assembly.
GAGACCUCCUCUUGACAUCUUGCAACACAAUCGCCACUUACUAGAAUGACUCUUGCAGAAUGCAAAGUGACCAUGGCAGCACCUCACGAUACUCUACGCACAUCCUCUUAUCUACUCAUUACCAAUUACCACUGAAAUCGCUUGUCACUCAUUCUGCCUCAGUUCUAGUAGCGGUGACGCAUGCGAGCCUCAGUCGUUUACACUCUUUCUCCCCGGCGUGUCGGACCGCAGCUAACAAUUAUCUCCGUGUGCAUUUCAUUCUCAGCAAUAGCCUCCCCGGCGUAUACGACCCAUCUGCUGUCCUUAACAUCAAUCAAUUCAUUCAUGGAUGUAGAAGACUCGAAACAACUUCAGAAGUAAUCACGACGAAAAUUUUAACAAAAUUACGCAAUAACAACAAGACACGAAAACAACAAGUAAACACAAUGAAUCCAAAAUACACCAAUUGAUAUGACACACCACACGUAUAUACAAAUAGUACAAACAACCUCGCCGAUCAUGUCUUGGUGGAAUUCCUUUGAAGAAUUGCAGGACUUACA